AUGUACACUUCACUCCGUGCCUUACAUAUACAAAUAUAUAACAGUCUGUAUAUAUGCAGUCUCCGACACUACACGAGUUUGAUACUGAAAGUGAAAAUGGCGUCUUUUAGCAGGCAUGGCAGAAGAGCAUUUAAUUUUUCCAGAAAUCUAUCUGCUCCUAUUAGGCAGACCAAGUGUUCAAUUAGCAGUGUUGCAAAUUUAAAUAAAACGUCAAAGUCAAGUAUGAAAAUUUUGUUAGGGAACGACUCACAGCUCUUAAAAGCUGCGAGAAAACACUUGAAUAAAACGGAGAUGCGACAGUUACAAAGAUCUGCAGCUGUAUUGAGUUUAACUUCCAAGGUGUCGACAUGCCUAGGUUUGGUCACUACGGGUGAGAGCGACGUAUUGGAAGCAUGCGAAGACUCGGAUGAUGUUUGUUCUCAACCAGGUCAUAAAUUGCGCAAAAGGAGAUGACAACAAAAAAUGAACAACGAAGAAGAUUUGACUUUCAAAAAUGGCUGCUGUAGCAAUAUAUCAGAACUUGCACGCACUCGCCAGUCAAUAGGACGUAUGUUGUCGGACUACGUGUUGAUAUAAAAAACUGACUGUAUUUUUAGUGCGAUUUGUAUGACAGAUAUUUUUAUAACCAUGGCAA
Hydractinia symbiolongicarpus is the source of this 634-nucleotide messenger RNA. RefSeq lists its product as uncharacterized. The coding region runs from base 1 to 453 and encodes 150 amino acids. NCBI's taxonomy places the organism in Eukaryota, Metazoa, Cnidaria, Hydrozoa, Anthoathecata, Hydractiniidae. The record is from RefSeq and is a predicted model, not a curated record. The transcript has 5 exons.